AUGGAGAAGCGAGGGCCGGCAACGGGGACGCUGCUGCCUGGGGUCCUGCUGGCCCUACUGGUGGCCUUGGUGGGCCGAGGGGCCGCCGCACCCAACGGCACGCGACCGGCCGAACUGGGGCGCGGCUGGGACGGCCUGGUGGCCCGCUCGCUGGCGCGCCUGCCUGUGGCCGCGCAGCCCCCGCAGGCGGCUGUCCGUAGCGGUGCAGGGGACUACCUGCUGGGCCUCAAAAGAUUGCGGCGGCUCUACUGCAACGUGGGCAUCGGAUUCCACCUGCAGGUGCUGCCCGACGGCCGCAUCGGCGGCGUGCACGCGGACACCAGCGACAGUCUUCUGGAGCUCUCCCCGGUGCAGCGGGGCGUGGUGAGCAUCUUCGGAGUGGCCAGCCGAUUCUUCGUAGCCAUGAGCAGCAGGGGCAAGCUCUUCGGUGUGCCUUUCUUUACCGACGAGUGUAAAUUCAAAGAGAUUCUCCUGCCCAACAAUUACAACGCCUAUGAAUCCUACGCGUACCCGGGCAUGUUCAUGGCUCUCAGUAAGAACGGGCGGACCAAGAAGGGGAACCGCGUGUCGCCUACCAUGAAGGUAACCCACUUCCUGCCUAGACUGUGACCCUCCGGAGCCCUGCCUCAGCCUCGGAAGCACACUCUACCCCUCAGGAGGAGCACUUUCUCUCCAUGGAGAAUUGUUUGCAAAAACAGGUGUAAGAUAUUUAAAUUAAUUAUUUAAAUAUGUAUAUACGGAUGCCCAAUUAUUUAUAAUAAACUGUGUAUUUUCAGUUUCUGGGAGGUGGGGGAAAUGACCAAAAGAACAAACAGAUCCAAUGAAGCUCAGACUUUUUUGGGGCAGCGGGGACAGACUUCCUUCACUAUCAGAACUCAGG
This is a messenger RNA of Peromyscus leucopus (white-footed mouse), 880 nucleotides long. It is a transcript of the gene Fgf4, whose product is annotated as fibroblast growth factor 4. The record is from RefSeq and is a predicted model, not a curated record. Gene Ontology annotation, cellular component: cytoplasm. Bases 1 to 609 code for a protein of 202 amino acids. Gene Ontology annotation, biological process: positive regulation of protein phosphorylation; positive regulation of cell population proliferation; fibroblast growth factor receptor signaling pathway. Gene Ontology annotation, molecular function: growth factor activity; fibroblast growth factor receptor binding. The transcript has 3 exons. NCBI's taxonomy places the organism in Eukaryota, Metazoa, Chordata, Mammalia, Rodentia, Cricetidae.